AUGGAGCCUAGUAAGAACUCCAAGAACGCGAACAAGAACUUCAACAAAGAAGCCUCUCCUGAACGGAACUCGAUCAAAAUCAAGAAACUAAAUAAGAUAUUGACUGACAAGUUGGGACCACAGUGGACUAAAGACGAGCUUGAACGUUUCUAUAAAGCUUAUCGUAAACAUGGCAGAGAUUGGAAAACGGUAGCUGUUGCAGUGCAUAACAACCGGUCUGUUGACAUGGUGGAAGCCCUUUUCUCUAUGCAUCGGGGCUAUUUGUCCUUGCCCGAGGGAACUGCUUCUGCAGCUGGCUUCAUUGCAAUGAUAACUGAUCAUUACAGCCUCAUCGAUGAGAGUGAAAGUGAAGGAGAAGGCCAUGAUGCUUCUGUAGUAUCAAGGAAACAUCAGAACCGUAAACAUGCUAAAGUUCCUUCUAGUGACAUACAAGAAGAAGUUAUUUCACCACAUUAUGUUGCAUCAACGGAAGGCUGCCUCUCACAGUUGAGGCUGACACAAGCUUAUAGAAUAGAGAGACGAGCCACUGGUAAACGUACGUUUAGAAUUGAAUACCAGAGGGAUAACAGAGAAGGUCAUACACCACCAAAUAAAAGAGCCAAUAUUCAAGUUGAGGCUGAUGAUGCAUACACAAGGGUAGGAAGGUCUCCAUAUAGAAAUUUAAGGUUAUCUUCAUCUAAUGACUCACUGAAGACAAAUCUCUACUCGUUUUUUUUUUCCAUCAGUCACAAGCAGAGGAAUCUCAAUCAAAGCACCGUGCUAGCUCCAUAUUUUAAUAAGUUAAGGUGUAAAGUCCCUUUAUAUAAGUUCUACCAUAGUAAAAUUUUGAUUAUUAUCUCUAUACCACAAUGUCUGAUUAAACUAGUGGCAUCCAUCUCUUACUAUGUAGAUGAAUUAGAAGCUCUGCAUGCAUUGGCUGAAUUGUCAGCUUCACUGACUCCAGCUGAUUUGAUGGCACUAGACUCAUCUGCACAGUGGAAAGAACAAAGAGUAGCUAACACAGUGUCCACUAGCUAUAACAGAGAAAAGUCAGAACAAGCAGGACAAGAAGAUAGUCUCCUACAUGUAUCAGCUGCAGAUGAUAAUGUGAAGACUCUGAUCAAAGCCAGACAUGCUAGAGAAGGUCCAGCAAAGCAGCAGAAUACUGCAAAGACCUCGGAAGAAUCUCCUUCAAGUAGAUCAGAUGCAGUAGUGUCAGCUACACAAGCUUCAGGUUCUGGUGCAGUGAGUUUGCAGCAGAAACCACCAAACAGGUGUAAGAUGAGUUUGAAGAAAAGUUUACAAGAAAUAGCUAAAUUUUCUGAAACCAUUCAUGAAGACAAGCCACAUAGUUCAGAACAUGGUCUAUUAAAGGUGGAGUCUCUUAACUUCAUUUCUCUUAAGACGCAUUCAAAUUUUGCUAACUUAUUAUUUCAUGUACAGAAGAAGGUUUCUACUAGUCUGUCAUAUCCAUUGGCACGUCGAAGGUUCUUAUCUGAAUGGUUCUACAAUGCCAUUGACUAUCCUUGGUUUGCAAAGAUAGAGUUCAGUGAUUAUCUAAAUCAUCUGGGGCUUGGUCACGUUCCAAGACUUACUCGAGUCAUUAAAAGUUCUCUUGGUAGACCUAGAAGAUUCUCUGAGAGAUUCAUAGAGGAAGAGCGAGAUAAACUCAAACAGUAUCAUACAGAGCUACGUGCAGGUGCUAGAGAAGGGUUUCCGCCUUUAUCAGUUGGGGAUAGAGUCAUUGCCAUUCAUCCUAAAAGAAGGGAGAUUCGUGAUGGUAAGAUUCUUAGUGUGGAUCAUGACAAGUGCAACGUUCUGUUUGAUGAACUGGGCGUCGAAGUAGUUAUGGACAUUGAUUGCAUGCCGCUACAUCUGUUGGAAUACAUGAGGAGGCAAACCGAUAACUGCUUGUCAGUAAGCAAAGAAGUAGUGCUUAACAGACACUCAAGCUCUGAUGCAUCUGUUCUGUUCACUCCUGUGCUUGAAAAUCAGGUUAACAAUUCUGUACAGAAUGAUAGGAACAGGGGAAUCACUACUGAUCAAUCAUAUAACAACACAGCCAAUAACAAAGCAAGAAGAACUGAAACUCAACGACCUCUGAUCCUGCGGCCUACUUCAGAUGCACAGGCUGCAUCUUCAGUGAAAGAUGACAAAGACUCAGGGAAGAAGAUGGUAGACUCAACAGAGGAACAUCAGCUAUUAGAUAGAUCUAUAGUGUCUGGUAUGAAGCAUCAAGACCAAACCAAUGACAGCUUGAAUCUUCUUCAACAUCAUCAGAGCCUGUCUCCCUCAAACACAGGAGAACUUAUCAGAUCUUGUUGUUUCAACUUAGCUCAUGAUUCAGGUAAAAAUAUAAAAGGAAAAUUUUCUUGGACUAAUGAAAAUCUAAUCAAGAAUAUAAACUUUUCACAUGACCCAAGGUGUCCCCAGAAUAUGCAUAUCUACAGAUGUAUACAGACUUUUAUGGGAUUGAUCAAGGAUCAUAUAUGUAAUAGCUACUUCGUUGCAGUAAUGGCGGAUUUUCAGACAUCAACUCAACGUGCCAAGUGGGUUUUCACUCCCCAGAAACUGGCAGAGAGAUAUAAAGCUGCUAACCACAGGGCAGUGCAAUUUCUGGAGAAGUGUGGAACAACCCAAGUUGAAGUAGAUGCCAGUGGAUCAUUAACUUAUCCUACUGAUAAAGGUGAAGCACGAGAUCACGCUGAUAAGAAGCUUAAACCAUUGAGUGUUGAUGAAGAACGUUUCAUGAGAGCAUUUUAUGAGGCCAAAGUCCAAGAAGUUUGCAGUGCCUUUGAGUUUCCUCACAAGAUUCAGGCAACAGCCCUCCAGUACUUUAAAAGGUUUUAUCUGCAAUGGUCUGUUAUGCAACACCAUCCAAAAGAAAUAAUGUUAACCUGUGUGUAUGCAGCAUGUAAAAUAGAGGAGAAUCAUGUAUCUGCUGAGGAAAUAGGGAAGGGGAUUAAACAAGAUCACCACGUUAUCCUCAAGUAUGAGAUGGCUGUUCUUCAGAGUUUGGAAUUUGAUCUGAUUGUUUUUGCACCGUAUCGUGCAAUGGAAGGCUUUGUCAAUAACAUGGAGGAGUUUCUUCAAGCUAGAGACGAUGAAAUCCAAAAGCUGGAGAGUUUGCUCAAAGCGGCAACAGCAGAAGUUGAUAAAGUUAUGCUCACAGAUGCUCCACUUCUCUUCCCUCCUGGUCAGUUGGCGUUGGCUGCUUUGCGUAUUGCAAAUGGGAUUCUUGGAGUGGUUGAUUUUGAUAGGUACCUAGAGUACAUUGUAUCUCAACCUAACUCUGAGCACACGACUUCAGAGCUCUCAAAGUUACUUGAUGACAUCGAAUCUUUGGUAAAGAACUACAAGUACCCAAGUGAAAAGGACAUGAAACAUAUCAACAGGAAGCUAAAAUCUUGUCUAGGACAUAGUUCUUCACAUGACGAUAGCAAGAAAAGGGAGAAGAGAUCGAAGCACAAGUCACAUAGGAGCUCCAGUGAUGCACCAAACGGGGCUGCACCGAUUGGUUGA
Eruca vesicaria subsp. sativa (arugula) is the source of this 3501-nucleotide messenger RNA. NCBI's taxonomy places the organism in Eukaryota, Viridiplantae, Streptophyta, Magnoliopsida, Brassicales, Brassicaceae. The record is from the annotation of a GenBank genome assembly.